Molecule: messenger RNA, 1243 nt
Organism: Vanessa tameamea
Lineage: Eukaryota; Metazoa; Arthropoda; Insecta; Lepidoptera; Nymphalidae
Product: CUE domain-containing protein 2
Exons: 8
Coding region: 132-989 (285 amino acids)
Source: RefSeq, a predicted model, not a curated record
UUGUUUAUUUAAAAAGCUACCAUUUGUAUUGAUUUUCAGUGCUUUUCGUACUACUGACUUUUAACCAGAGAAAAUCAAUUAAUUUAUUAAUAAACCUCCUUGAUAUCGCAAAGAACGAAGAAGAGUGCAAAAUGAGUGCCAUAGCUGAUCAAGAGUGCCAUGUUAAGGAGAGUUUAUUUCAGUUUAUUGAGAAAAACAUCCCAUCCGCGGAUGUUUCAGCUAUCGACGACAUAGUACUUGCCUAUGUGAUUUCCAUCCUAGAAGCAGCUUCUCAGGACCCGUGCUUCGACGUAGAAGGUUUCAUUGAGAUGAUGGCGGCUUACAUCCCGAAGUUUGCGAGCAUUGACCCUGGGCUCGUAUGCUCCUGGAUCCUAGAGCUGGAGGCUGAGCUGUCUCGUAGAGAUGAGUCGGACACUAUGUCCAAUACCGACGAAUCCUCUGGCAGUGACAAGAUAAGCCUGAAUCUGCAGAGCUUGAGCGACAUGCUGCCGCCGGUCACUAAGACGAGCCGCUCUCACUCCAACUCGGAGAGCUCGGAGACCAAUGAGCGUCGUUUAUUCCUCGACGUCGAGGAGUACGCUGAGCAGUGCCGCGCAUUGCACGAGAUGUUCCCGAACACUUGUGCUAUGGAGAUUAAGCACUGCGUGUCGAUCGCUUGCGGCGACCCGGAGCGCGCCGCCGCCACGCUGCUGCAUCGCCGCGAGCACGGACAGGCGCUGUCCGCCGCCGCGCUGCACGCCGCCGCGCGCACCCCGCUGUGCGACGACCGCGAGAUCAAGAGCCGCAUCAUCGCCAGAUAUUCAUAUGUGGACAAGAACUCUGAAAACAAGGAGCACAAGCCCCUCGCUCCGAAGAUCGAGCCGAAGAAGAUGGUCCGCUACCGCGACAACAAGAUCGUCUCUCUCAAGGGCGAGCGGUACACUGAGGUGCCGAAAUCUGGUGUCGACGAGGAAAAUUUAAAAAAACCGAAGAAACAGCAUUGCCCUUAACCAUUAAAACCACGUCAGUACGGUGAAAAAGCGGACUCGCGUCCCGCUCUCCCUCCCCUCCUCCGUGUCCCCCCCGUGCUCCCCGCGUGCCCGACCGCUCAUGAUACGUGUAAACCGAACGAAAUAAGCGACAAACUUCAAUAUACCUCAUACUCGAAUGAAAACUCGAAUUGUAUCGAAUCGAAUAUCGGACGCGAUACCGAGUUGUCAUGCGUUAGUUUCGAUAAUUCUGUUAUCGAAGCGCGUCCAGUGAC